Molecule: messenger RNA, 219 nt
Organism: Protopolystoma xenopodis
Lineage: Eukaryota; Metazoa; Platyhelminthes; Monogenea; Polystomatidea; Polystomatidae
Source: the annotation of a GenBank genome assembly
AUGGUUCGACCUUGUUCUCGCAACUUACUCCGUGCGAACGUACCAUUGACCUGGUACAUUCACAAACGUUUCGCCAUCAUCGUUAGUGAGAGGCUUACAAUGGCACCUCUCACUGAUGCUGCCGACUACGAUGCCGGCGAAAUGUUUGGGAAUGUACCCAGCCAAUGGUCCAAUGCUGGAAAUCACGAAUAUUAUGACAUAGAACACAGGACUAGGUAG